AGUUGUUUCUUUUAACACAAAACAUUUUUUAAUUUUUAGAUCGCACGUAUCAAUUUUUGUGUUAACUAAACAAAAGGCGCGAAGAAUAUGACAGAAGUAAACGCAUUUUUGUGUUGUCUAUGGUUUGUGAUCGCGUUUACGGAGGUCGCGUGUUGGACGGUCGAUUUGGAUGAAGUGAGACAAUUUCUGGACAAACAGAGGGAACAAGAAGAUUAUCACCAGCUGCAUUAUCACAAUUAUUACGACGAGUCCGAGGAAUACGACAGCUUUGCGGAGGUGACGGCGCAGCGCGGACAAAAUUACGCUCAGCAGUAUGGUUACGAAGGCUAUAUGGAGAAGAAGGUACACAGUUAUAUUUAUAAAGGAGCGAAGUAUUUAGACGGUCUGAGACUGGCUUUAGAGAAUUACAAACAACUACUGGAGAAUUGCAGUAUUUAUAACUUUACAGAGUUCGACAAUUUGAACGCAUCUCUGUUACCCGAUGUGAGGUGGAACGAGACAGCUGACGUGUGGAACUGGAACUGGGCUCAGGGCGAGAGGAGGGUGCAGUGGCCGCAGAUAUUGAACAUCACCAACACACUAAACAACAUCACACAAAAUACUACACAAAGUACUACGCAGGGCGCUACACAGAGUGCUACGCAGGGCGCUACACAGCGCAGUACCACAGAGGCAGAAUUAACAGGGGCGGAGACUCAAAGGGCGAAGUGCCACAAAGCGACGCGGGAGCGGGAACAUGUUAGACGCCUGGCUGACCUGGCGCUGUUCACUGCUAGACAGCUGCAGACCUGGGCUGCACAUGAGAAACAAUAUGACAAAAGUUCGGCACACGCUAAGGAGGAGCGCGCGCUGAUCACGCGGCUGGCGUAUUUCCUGGACAAGCUGGCCGAGCUGACCGGCUACACGCCAGAGAUCAAGGUCUUCAGCAAGCAAACUGACAGAACAACAACAACAACGACGGUGAAUCCUAUGUCUGUGCCGAUAUCGGAUGAGCUGCGUCAAAUGCUGCUGACCUGCCUCCGCCAGCACACCGCGCACUCACCAGACUCCGCGCCGGCCACAGAGCGCUGCCGAGCGCCGCUGUCGCUGCCGCCGCUGCUCAUGAGGAUGCUCAACAUUACUGAAGAUAACAUAAUAACAGUAGCGUCAACAACAGCGACGCCGCCGCCCCGCAGCAGCGCCCUCACCACCACGCCUCCACCACCACUGCACAUAGACCCUGAGGUCCGCCAGGCCAGGGUCCUCGACAACUACCUCGUCUCCAACGUGUGGGCCAGACAACCCAUCAGAACUAAGAGGAAACGCUCUCUUAACGAGCCUCUCAUGAAAAUGGUGGAAUAUUACACUAAGCACAAAGCCUGGACCGGAGCUAACAAACUAGAUAUAGACAAACUUCACGAAGAUCUUAAUGUUGAAAAUCAUUUAAAACCUAAAUCAAUGGAAGAUAGAUCAGAUUUCAUUAAAAGGAAGUUAGUUUUCAGUUUCCUUUAUCCUUACAAGAAUAAUAGAGGUUUCAGACGACCUAAACUCCCAAAUUUAAAACACGGAGAUAAAUUAAAUAAAUACUUGGAGAAACUACGUAAAAGCGAUGUGACAUCUAGCGAUGUUGUUAGAAAAGUCAAUAUAUUGCCUCGGAAGAUAAAAUCUAUACAAAAACGAUCAAUUAUCAUCGAAGAAUCCGAAGAUCCAAUGAGAGAUAUAAGUUUCUAUGUAAAGAAUAAGCCAGGGACCAACGUGAGGCCUUCCGUAGCUGAUGCUGUGAGGGUCAGAGCCAGUCUGCAGAGGAUCUUCAACACGGGGAACAUCGAAGUGGUGAGACGCUACGGCGCAAACUACAACCCUCUCAUACCAUCGCCAUUUUACUUUGGUGUUAUAAAAACUAUAUCUGAUAUAUAAAAAUAUCUUGUAUUAAUUAAUCACAGGUUUUGGUAAAAUCAAACACAUAUUUAAUUAUGCAAAAAAUAUAUUCAUCAUAAUAUAGCGAUAACCAACUUUUAACAUAACCUAGAAAUAACUGACAGAUGUUUUCCCGCCAAAAUUUAAUGAAACGUCACUUUAUUUCCGAACCGAAAGCGACAGACUAAAUAUUAAAAAAACAACGAUCUUAUAAACUUAUGCAAAAUCAACGAUUGUAUAUUAAACUGUAAGAGAAGGCUUCCGUUGUACUUUAACGUGGAGUUUCACUGACGUCACACUUGUAUUCAAAUAAAUUGAUGUCUCAAAUUUAGCAA
This is a messenger RNA of Papilio xuthus (Asian swallowtail), 2231 nucleotides long. RefSeq lists its product as uncharacterized. The transcript has 6 exons. The record is from RefSeq and is a predicted model, not a curated record. The coding region runs from base 88 to 1896 and encodes 602 amino acids. NCBI's taxonomy places the organism in Eukaryota, Metazoa, Arthropoda, Insecta, Lepidoptera, Papilionidae.